Messenger RNA from Meriones unguiculatus (Mongolian gerbil), 1188 nucleotides. Its product is annotated as putative protein FAM90A7. The transcript has a single exon. Bases 1 to 945 code for a protein of 314 amino acids. The record is from RefSeq and is a predicted model, not a curated record. NCBI's taxonomy places the organism in Eukaryota, Metazoa, Chordata, Mammalia, Rodentia, Muridae.
AUGCCAGUGUUCAGUCCUGGAAACACAAAGAAGUCUGUGACCAACCAAAUUCAGAUUACUGUGUCACGUGCCAGAAAGUCUCCUGGGAAGCGGAUGUGCCCUGGAAACCCUGGAGCCAUCCAAAGCUCUGAUGCCUCCUGCAUCUUACCUUCCAGGCAGGAAGAAGGUCAGAACAUGGCUGUCCCUGGGGUCUCACAGCCAGUGUUCAGGCAGGGUGGUGGAAACACAGCCUCACAAGACCUGCUGCAUCAAAAGCUCCGGGGUGUCUCACAUCAACAACCCAUUGUGGUCCCUAAAAGGAAUGGAGUCAGUGAAGCAUUUCACACAGAGUCAGAAGCCCAGGGUCCCGGUGUGAAAACACAGCGCAGCCAGCAUGCUGCCCUCCAUCAGGGAAGACAGAACCCUGAACUUAGCUUCUGGACCCCAGGUGAGAAAGCUUCUUGGCAGCCCACACUGCCUAGCCAGAAAUCCUCAAAGAGACUAAGAGUCAACUCUACCAGUGCACCAGAGGAGAGCAAUGCAAGCACUGUUUUGAAGGCCUGCCGGGAUAGGCAGUCUCUUCCCAUUGCCAACAGACUUGGACUGAAAGAUGCAGUGCCAGUGAGCAAGAAAAUAGCAGCCCAGCUGCCCAGCACUGACCAAGAACAGCUACCAAGCAGGCCUGCUCUGGUCUCAGCCACACCCUAUGCUGAGUCCUCUCAACCAUCUACCAGCCAUGCUGUACGCCAGUCCCUGAGAAUGGUCUUUACUAGACUUAAUGGUGACUGCUGGAGCUCCAGGUUCCUGACAGUGUCCCCAGCACUUGCCCAUGAGAAGCAAACAGCUCCUUGGGAGGGCCCUGCCUUCCUGGAGAAAGGUGAAGCAGCACGCUCCCAGGUCCCAGUGAGUGUCCUCUAUGAGGACCUUCAGGUCUCCUCCUCUUCAGAAGACAGUGAUGGGCAGUGAGUGAUGGGACAGCAGAUGCCACCCUCCUGCUCAGACUUGACAGACACUUUCAGACUGGUCCUCUCUGGGUUAGCCAGCUAGAUGACAUGACUGGGACCUGUCAGAUCCACUUCCAAAUGACCCUUCUGGUGUGCGUGGACUCACAUCUCUGCACAGAGCCUCACCUCAGCAUGGACUCUGGACUCUGACCUGAGAAGACCUCUGAAGAAAAGUCACCUGUCCUCUCCAUUGUGAUUAUCAAUG